This is a messenger RNA of Didymodactylos carnosus, 1113 nucleotides long. NCBI's taxonomy places the organism in Eukaryota, Metazoa, Rotifera, Eurotatoria, Philodinida, Philodinidae. The record is from the annotation of a GenBank genome assembly.
AUGGGUAAAACAACAGAUGAUGCACGUUCACGUUCAGUUACAAACGAUAAAUUAUUAAGUGGUAUUCAUAAACCAAUAACGCGAUCAUCUAGUCAACGGCAAGGCGUGAUUAGCAAUGCCAGGAUAGAAGCACGUUCGAGUUCAACAGAUCAAUUCAGUAAAAAAGCCGUAUCAAGAAAACAAUUAUCAAACAAGCAGUCCCAAAUAGCAAAAACAAACACAUUUGUCGCAGCAACAGAUUUAAGUAAUCAGGAUGAAUCAGCGUCGAAAAUGGACGAUGGCAGUGACGUAAGUAGUACAAGUGAUGUAUUACUAGUGAAGAAACAAAGAAAACGAAAAACAACUCCCGUAUUUGAAUUCGCUCAAAGAGUUAAUUCUAAUGAAAUUAAAUGUUUAUUAUGUGAUAAGCAUAUUAGAGAAGGAAACGGGUCAACAGCAAAUGUACGACGACAUUUAGGUAAUAUUCAUGGAAAAACGUCUUUAAAGUAUCCAUCAUCAAAAAGAACUAAUAGUGUUUCAUUAGCAAAUAAAAAACAGCUGGAUAUAGCAGCCAUUAAGUGUAUCGUUAAAGAUGUUCGUAGUUUUAACGACUUUAAAAAAGACGGUAUGCAGCAAUUCUUGAACAUAGCCAUUCCAAACUAUACGGGUCCAAGCUCUCGAACAGUGAAAAGAUCGUUGAAUAGUAUGUAUGGUGAUGAGAAAUUGAAGUUAAAACAAGAAUUAGCUAUGAUUGAGUAUAUCUCAUUAACCGCGGAUUUAUACUAUAAUACUCAAAGACGUCAUUAUUUAUGUAUAACGGCGCAUUACAUAAAGCCAGAUUUUAAAUUGAAAUCAACUGUAUUAAGUUAUAGGCAAUUUUAUGGCAGGAAAUACUCUAAAAGAUUGAAUCAACAUAUCAAUAGAGUAUUGACAAAAUAUGAUAUCAAAAGUAAAGUGGUAUCUAUUACAACCGAUAACGGAAGCGAUAUCAAAGCCGCUUACCAGGACGAUUUUGGAAUUCGUUUGUAUUGUUGUGCACAUGCCCUUAAUUUAGUUGUACAAAAUUCACUUAGUUUAUGGACCAAGAAAAUAGACGAUAAUAGUGAAAACGAAGAUGAUGAAAUGACAGAGUAA